This is a messenger RNA of Gorilla gorilla gorilla (western lowland gorilla), 966 nucleotides long. Its product is annotated as 14-3-3 protein epsilon-like. The transcript has a single exon. The coding region runs from base 104 to 805 and encodes 233 amino acids. The record is from RefSeq and is a predicted model, not a curated record. NCBI's taxonomy places the organism in Eukaryota, Metazoa, Chordata, Mammalia, Primates, Hominidae.
CAUCCGUCACGCAGACCCUUCCGGAGCCACUGCAGCUGUGGAUGAUCGAGAGGAUCUGGUGUACCAGGCGAAGCUGGCCGAGCAGGCUGAACGAUACGACGAAAUGGUGGAGUCAAUGAAGAAAGUAGCAGGGAUGGAUGUGGAGCUGACAGUUGAAGAAAGAAACCUCCUAUCUGUUGCAUAUAAGAAUGUGAUUGGAGCUAGAAGAACCUCCUGGAGAAUAAUCAGCAGCAUUGAACAGAAAGAAGAAAACAAGGGAGGAGAAGACAAACUAGAAAUGAUUCGGGAAUAUCAGCAAAUGGUUGAGACUGAGCUAAAGUUAAUCUGUUGUGACAUUCUGGAUAUACUGGACAAACAUCUGAUUGCAGCAGCUAACACUGGCGAGUCCAAGGUUUUCUAUUAUAAAAUGAAAGGGGACUACCACAGGUAUCUGGCAGAAUUUGCCACAGGAAAUGACAGGAAGGAGGCUGCGAAGAACAGCAUAGUGGCUUAUAAAGCUGCUAGUGAUAUUGCAAUGACAGAACUUCCACCAGCGCACCCUAUUCGCUUAGGUCUUGCUCUCAAUUUUUCCAUAUUCUACUACGAAAUUCUUAAUUCCCCUGACCGUGCUUGCAGGUUGGCAAAAGCAGCUUUCGAUGAUGCAAUUGUAGAACUGGAUACGCUGAGUGAAGAAAGCUAUAAGGACUCUAAACUUAUCAUGCAGUUGUUACGUGAUAAUCUGACACUAUGGAUUUCAGAUAUGCAGGGUGAUGGUGAAGAGCAGAAUAAAGAAGCGCUGCAGGACGUGGAAGACGAAAAUCAGUGAGACAUAAACCAACAAGAGAAACCAUCUCUGACCACCCCCUCCUCCCCAUCCCACCCCUUGGAAACUCCCCAUUGUCACUGAGAACCACCAAAUCUGACUUUUACAUUUGGUCUCAGAAUUUAGGUUCCUUCCCUGUUUUUUUUUUUUUUUUUUUUUUUUUU